This is a messenger RNA of Closterium sp. Naga37s-1, 3618 nucleotides long. NCBI's taxonomy places the organism in Eukaryota, Viridiplantae, Streptophyta, Zygnematophyceae, Desmidiales, Closteriaceae. The record is from the annotation of a GenBank genome assembly.
AUGGAAAACGUUAAUCUCUAUUUCCCCUACCCCCAAUCCCUCCCCAUAUCCCCAUUUCCAAGCCACUCCCGUCACUCCCCUUCCCUCCGCCCCUACCCGAUUCCUCUUUCCCCAGGGACUCCUCAUAUCCCCUUCCCUCCCCCUUACAAGCUCCCUCCGUCCCUCCUCAUUUUGCCCCCCCUCCGACCCUCCCCAUUUUCCCUUCCUUCCAUCCCGGCCCAUUUCCCCAUCCCUCACUCCCUCCCCAUUUUCCCUUCCCUCCAUCCCUCUCCAUUUUGCUGUUCCUCUGUCCCUCACCCUUUUGCACCACACACACCGCCGUCCCUCCCCAUUUUGCCUUCCCUCUGUCCCUCCCCAUUUCCCCUACCCUCUGUCACUCCCAUUGCCCCUCCUCUAUGUCCCUCCACAUUACCCCUUCUCUCUGUCACUCCCUGUUUCCCUUUCCCAUACUCUCCAUGUUACCCCUUCCCUCUGAACCUCCCCAUUCCCCCUCCCUCUUUCCUUCCCCAAUUCCCCUUCCCUCUGUCCCUUCCCAUUGCCACUUCCCUCUGUCACUCCCAUUACCGCUUCCCACUGUCCCUCCCCAUUUCCACUGCCCUCUAUCCUUCCCUAUCUAGUCUCCUCUUUCUCACUCCCAUUUCCCCUUCCCUUUGUCUCUCCCAUUUCCCCUGCCACCUGUCCCUCCCAUUUCACAUCCCCCCUGUCCCUCCACCCGCCACUUCCCUCUGUCCGUCCCAAUCUGUCCUUCCGGAUUUCCCCAUCCCUCUGUGCCUCCCCAUCUCCCUCCCCUCUGUCCCUCCCCAUCUCCCUCCCCUCUGUCCCUCCCCAUCUCCCUCCCCUCUGUCCCUCCCCAUCUCCCUCCCCUCUGUCCCUCCCAUAUCUCACCACUCUGUCCCUCCCCAUAUCCCACCCCUCGUCCCUCAACAUAUCCCACCCCUCUGUCCCUCACCAUAUCCCUUCCCUAUGUCCCUCCCCAAAUCCUUCUCUCUGUCACUCCCCAUUUUCCUCUCCCAACACUCCAUGUUACCCCUUCCCUCUGUGUACCUGGUGUGUGCCUUGUGUUCACCUGUGCGCCCCCACCUACCUUGCUCAUUCCGUCACACCCAUCACGCUCCUCUCCACAACCUUCCCACAUCACCCAUCCUCUUCACACCCUUUCGAUGCUUGAAAGAGGGGUUGAUCGGCAUUGGGGCUCAUGCAAUGUCGCCCUCCCACACACCCUCGCUUGCCCUCCCUAAUUUGCCAACCACCCUAUGCCCAAUGUGUCUGCCCCAGGCCAUCCGUGCGAAGGGACAUCAGCAGCCCGGCCCGGCCCAGCCUCCACAUUUCCCCUUUUCUCUGACCUCCCCAUUUCCCCUUCCUGUACAAAUUCAAUUCCCCUUGCCCCUGUCACUCCCCAUUUCCCCUUCCCUCUGUCCCUUCCCCAUUUCCCCUUCCCUCUGUCCCUUCCCAAUUUCCCCUUCCCUCUGUCCCUUCCCCAUUUUCCCUUCUCUCUGUCCCUUCCCAAUUUCCCCUUCCCUCUGUCCCUUCCCCAUUUCCCCUUCCCUCUAUCCCUUCCCCAUCUCCCCUUCCCUCUGUCCCUUCCCCAUUUCCCCUCCCCUCUGUCCCUUCCCCAUUUCCCCACCCCUCAGUCCCUCAGCAUUUCCCCUUGUCCUGUCACACCGCUUAUCCCCUUCCCCCUGUCCCUCCCCAUUUCUCCUACCCUCUGUCCCUCCCAUUUUCCCUUCCCAUACCAGCCCAAGUCCCCUUGUCCCUGUCACUCCCCAUAUCCCCAGUCCCCUGUCUCUCCAUGUUUCCCCUUCCCCUAAUCCCUCAGCAUUUCUCCUUGUCCUGUCACUCCCCUUAUCCCCUUCCCCCUGUCCCUCUCAGGCACCCAUUUUCUCUGACCUUCCCCAUGUUCCCUUCCAGUACCAGCCCAUGUCCCCUUGUCCCGGUCACUCCCCAUGUCCCCUUCCCCCCUGUCACUCCAUUUUCCCCUUCCCCCAGUCCCUCAGCAUUUCCCCUUGUCCUGUCACUCCCCUUAUCCCCUUCCCCCUUCCCCCAGCAUUUCCCCUUAUCUUGACACUCCCCUUAUCCCCUUACCCCUGUCCCUCCCCAUUUCCCCUUUUCUCUGACCUUCCCCAUGUUCCCUUCCGAUACCAGCCCAAUUCCCCUUGUCCCGGUUACUCCCCAUUUCCCCUUCCCCCUGUCACUCCAUCCCAAGUCCCCUUGUCCUGUCACUCCCCUUAUCCCCUUCCCCUUUGUGCUUCCCCAUCUCCUCUUCUUUCUCACACCACAAUUUCCCCUUCCGUUUUGUCUCUCCCAUUUCCCCUGACCUCAAUCCCUCCCAUUUCCCAUCCCCCCUGUCCCUCCCAUUGCCACUUUCCUCUGUCCCUCCCAAUUCCCUUUCCAUCUGCCCCUCCACAUAUCCCUUCUCUCUGUCGCUCCCCAAUCCCCGUUCCCAACACUGCAUGUUACACCUUGCCCCUGUCACUCCCCAUUUCCCCUUCUCUCUAUCCCUCCCCAUUUCCCAUUUCCAACACUCCAUCCACCCUUUCCCUCUGUCCCAACCCUUUCCCCUCCCCUCCGUCCCUCCACAUUACCCCUUCCCUCUGUCACUCCCUGAUUCCCUUUCCAAUACACUUCACGUGUUCCCUCCGUCACUCCCGAUUGCCACUUCCUCUGUCCCUUACCAAAUCCCCUUUUCUAUAUAACCCUCCCAUUACCCCUUCCCUCUGCCCCCCACCCCCCCAGUUUCCCUGCCCUUUGUGCUUCCCCAUCUCCUCUUCUCCUCCCCUUUUUGCCAUCCGUCUGUCACUCCCUAAUUUGCCAAUCCCUCUGUCCAUCCCCAUCUUUCCUUCCCUCUGUCCCUCCCCAUUUUGCCUUCCCCUCUGUCCCCAAUUUCAGACACGCCUGCGGCCCCCCGCUGACUUAGCUCACAUGUCUGGCGCAGAUAGGGAGGGUGGCGAAGAGGGUAUUGGCCGUGCUGCCUUAGUGCCGGAUGGUGUAGCCAGGGAGACUGCGACGUCCAAGGCAUUGCACAAGUUGCUGCACAAAAGAAAACUCACUCUCAGCUGUCACUUGACCACACCAUGGGCCAUCCUACGCUGCGGAUUGGCAAGCCUCAUGGGAGGUGGUUGCGUGCCACGAGACAGUGAUAUGGUAUUCUUGUUCAUCGAAGCCGCCCCCGCUCUUGUCGACUAUUUAGUUGACGCAGCCUCUGCUGCAGUGCCCGGGACAUUCCAACAAAGGGCGCGGUCAAAGUCCCCACGGCAUCUGCCACGCAUUACAACCCGUGCCGGCACGCUGCGGGAGCCCUACUAUGGCAUGACGCAGCAGGAUAUGGCAGGCGGAACCACGAGCGCGGAUGUUGAGGAGGGGUUGCAGGAGGAGGCAGUCGCAGAGGGCGAUGGGAGCAACGAGGGGAUCGGCGGUGAGGAUCAAGAACAUGCGACAUCCGGCAUGGGUGUCGGGAGGGGCCGACACAUGCCGACAAGCAGGGGAGGUGUGACGAACAUGGUGGACGAAUCAGCUCCAACAACGACAGCAGCCACAAACGUGCGGGGGGGCGAUGCUCUUACAGUCAUGGAAGAGGUCUUUGGGGGCAUUUGGAUUGUUAUGGAGGUGCUUGAGGUGUAA